UCGGCCAUUUCCGUCGCGCCCCGGCCGCCAUUUUGUCGCCGCUCGUGUGUUCUGGCUGGUGCGCGGCUCGGUCCCCGGGACGAGGCUUUGUCCGCUUCGGCAAUGGACGGAAUCGUCACAGAGGUCGCGGUUGGCGUCAAGAGAGGAUCUGACGAACUGCUCUCAGGUAGUGUCCUCAGUAGUCCCAGUUCGAACAUGAGCAGCAUGGUGGUGACAGCCAACGGCAAUGACAGUAAAAAGUUUAAAGGGGAAGAUAAAAUGGAUGGAGCUCCUUCUCGUGUUCUUCACAUUCGGAAACUGCCGGGUGAGGUGACGGAGACGGAGGUGAUCGCUUUGGGCUUGCCUUUCGGAAAGGUGACCAACAUCCUCAUGCUGAAAGGGAAGAAUCAGGCAUUUUUGGAACUAGCAACGGAGGAGGCAGCUAUUACCAUGGUUAACUACUAUUCUGCCGUGACCCCUCAUCUUCGUAACCAACCGAUUUACAUACAGUACUCCAAUCACAAGGAGCUGAAGACAGAUAACACUCUGAACCAGCGCGCCCAGGCCGUGCUCCAGGCUGUGACCGCCGUGCAGACGGCCAACACGCCGCUCAGCGGCACCGCCGUCAGCGAGAGCGCAGUGACGCCCGCCCAGAGCCCCGUGCUCCGGAUCAUCAUCGACAACAUGUACUACCCCGUGACCCUGGACGUCCUCCACCAGAUAUUCACUAAGUUCGGUGCGGUGCUGAAGAUCAUCACGUUCACGAAGAACAACCAGUUCCAAGCUCUCCUCCAGUACGGCGAUCCAGUGAACGCGCAGCAAGCAAAACUCGCCCUGGAUGGUCAGAAUAUUUACAACGCUUGCUGUACUCUGAGGAUUGACUUUUCCAAGCUUGUGAAUUUGAAUGUGAAAUACAACAAUGAUAAAAGUCGGGAUUACACCCGACCGGACCUCCCGUCGGGAGACGGACAGCCCGCGCUGGACCCCGCCAUCGCCGCGGCGUUUGCCAAGGAGACGUCCCUCUUAGGGCUUCCCGUUGCAGCUGUUCCAGGAGCUCUGAGCCCUCUGGCCAUUCCAAACGCCGCGGCGGCUGCGGCGGCAGCUGCGGCGGGCCGCGUGGGGAUGCCCGGAGUCUCAGCCGGCGGCAACACGGUCCUGCUGGUCAGCAACCUGAACGAGGAGAUGGUUACGCCCCAAAGUCUGUUUACCCUCUUCGGUGUUUAUGGAGACGUGCAGCGCGUGAAGAUUUUGUACAACAAGAAGGACAGCGCCCUCAUCCAGAUGGCCGACGGAAACCAGUCCCAGCUCGCCAUGAACCAUCUCAAUGGACAGAAAAUGUAUGGAAAAAUUAUUCGUGUUACUCUGUCUAAACACCAGACUGUGCAGCUACCUCGGGAGGGACUCGAUGACCAAGGUCUCACGAAAGAUUUUGGUAAUUCCCCAUUGCAUCGUUUUAAGAAACCUGGAUCCAAAAACUUUCAGAACAUUUUUCCUCCUUCGGCUACUCUUCACCUGUCCAACAUCCCCCCUUCGGUCGCGGAGGAGGACCUGCGGACCCUGUUCGCGAACACGGGGGGCACUGUGAAGGCGUUCAAGUUUUUUCAAAGAGAUCACAAGAUGGCCCUGCUGCAGAUGGCCACCGUGGAGGAGGCCAUCCAGGCCCUGAUCGAUCUGCACAACUACAACCUGGGCGAGAGCCACCACCUGCGCGUGUCCUUCUCCAAGUCCACCAUCUAGGGCGCGCGCGGGCGCGGCGGGCGGGCGGGCGGCCGGCGGCGCCGCUGCUGCGGACUGUUCGAAGAGUGGGGACCAGAGUUGGGUUUUGUUCUCGUUUCUUUUUUUCCUCAUGCUGUCACCAUUCCUUGGUUCUAGAGCGGAACGGCGUGUGUGAAGGCAGAGGCGUUGGUAACUGCUGCGUUCCAUCUGUGCGGAGGGGAGGCCAUUUUUCUUGUCCGUUGGAAGUUUCAGUUUCACCUUCCUUUUUCAACUUAGUUGACGUACGUGCCUUAAAAGGAAAACUAGUGUUGCUGUUGUGCAUUUACUAGAGCAAAGGAAUCGGCUGUCCAGGCACACUGUUCUGUGGGGUCACAACUUGUUUGGGCAGGGGUGUGUAAAAAGGUUAAGUUUUUGUUUUCUCCUGCUUGGAACUUACUUUGAAUUACUGGCUUGUCACAUUUCUUUCUAUUUAAUCCAGUAAGAUAUAGGAUAGUGAAGACUAAAGCAGCGUUUUUUAGUUUUACUGCCUUAGGCUUUAUUGCUUUACAAACACAUCGGCCCUUUGUAUCUCACGGUUCUGGUCUAGAGUCCGUUUCGAAGGGAGGCGUUAGCCGAAGCUCACGAGAUGCGGAGCGUUGCUUUCUGUAAGUUUGAGCCCUGCCUGGAAGCCUCGUGGAACCUUAACCUUUUGUACACGCUCUUGUGGGACGCGUCCUGUAACUGUCAGCACUGAGUACUGUCUUGUUUGUGGCUGAAUAUUUUUCGUAGACGUUUUUGAAGUUGACAUGACUUACGUGCAUCUAAAUAUAUCUCGCCAUCCUUAGUUCGUAACGGAGACUUGGAACAUGGUGUGGAUCUCUGAGCAUGUGAAGGCGGGUCUAGCUAGUGCGGGAGCCGGUGCAUGUGUUUUCGAAGGCGGAGCAAGCGCCCUGCGGGAGCCUGCAGGGAGGUUGAUUCUGUGGCAGUUUUCUAAAACUGACAACCAGGUGGGACCAAAGUUUAUGUGCCUUUAGUCUUAAUUUACCUUGCAUUGUAAUAUUCAGUUUUAAUAAAUCUUCAAAAUAUUUUGUAUUUAGGAAUAGAUCUGACUUUAAUAAAAACAUGGCUCAGAAUCUACAGGUCAAAUUAAUUUGAACAGUUCUUGUCGAUCUGAAUUGUUGGUUCUGUUUAAAUGACCAAUACUUUUUUGAAAUUGAUGUACUUAGUUUCAAGAUUCAUAGAUUCUGUUAUCUAUGUAGACAGAACGGUCAUGUAUAUUUUCUAUUAGUUGAGUUUUUACAUCUUUAGAAAUGUAAAAUUCAGCAUAGUUUGAAAGCGGCACAAUUAAAAAUUAAUUUUCUAACAAA
Phyllostomus hastatus (greater spear-nosed bat) is the source of this 3041-nucleotide messenger RNA. RefSeq names its product polypyrimidine tract binding protein 2 (gene PTBP2). NCBI's taxonomy places the organism in Eukaryota, Metazoa, Chordata, Mammalia, Chiroptera, Phyllostomidae. Gene Ontology annotation, cellular component: nucleus. The record is from RefSeq and is a predicted model, not a curated record. Gene Ontology annotation, biological process: regulation of RNA splicing; mRNA processing. Gene Ontology annotation, molecular function: mRNA binding. The coding region runs from base 103 to 1716 and encodes 537 amino acids. The transcript is spliced from 14 exons.